AUGCGAUUUCGCACUCAACUCGUUAACGCUGCAACUUUUUCGAAGUUGACGGCAUCCCUCUCAUCGCUGGGUAAGGUAUGCUGGAUGCGACUGGAAGAUGGAAUCGUUCGAUUUACCAUCAUCCCUGAUCAAGGUACCCAAGUCUGGGCGCAGUUACCCGUGGACGCCAUCUUCGAUGAAACCAGUUAUGUUGUGGAAUCCAACUCCGGGGUUAUCAACCUUGAAGUUCCCGUCGGUGCUCUCCACCGUGCCCUUCGCUCCGCCGUAGCAGCGACGUCAGCCCAACUGCGUCUGACCAAAAAAGGCAACGUCCCUCUCUUGGCUCUUACGAUCCACGCAUCAUCCUGGACCACCGGGUCCAACGCACUAGGGAUCGCUGAAUCUGACCAUGCAGCCAUGACCGGCCCGGCUCUCGGAGGGGAAGAUGCUGGUCGCGCAGGUCAGGCAACCGGUGCGUCCAGACCAGCAGCCGUUUCUGGACCCCGAGAACGCGAGACGGUUAUUACGCAGGAAAUUCCUGUAAAGGUCCUCCAUGAAUCUGCCAUCGAGGGGCUCCAUGAACCGCGAUGUCGUGACCCCGAUGUGCACAUCAUCUUGCCUAGUUUGUUCCAGUUGAAGAGUAUCUCCGAGCGGUUUACUAAGUUGGCGGCCGAUUCCAAGGGUUCUUCGGGUUCUGCGGUUGUGUCUGCUAUUGCGCCUAAACUGGAACUAUCAGCGAACAUGCAUGGAUCGCUGAAGUUGGCGCUCGCCACGGACGCCUUGCGUAUUUCAAGCGUUUGGACGGAUCUGGUGAACCCGUCGCUGGACCCGGGGCAGCUCACUCAGACGGAAAUUGAGCAGCUGCCGAGUGAGCGGAUGAGAGCGCUAAACAAUGAUGAUGAGCCGGUUGGGCGAAAUCCUAAGGUCGUUGCAUGUUUUAUCCAUGAGACGGCCUUGAUACUCUACGUUUACUUGCCGGGGAGCUGGAAUGGAGAAGACUCUUGUUUGACGUAUUACAUCAAUUCUUACGCGGCCUGA
Messenger RNA from Aspergillus bombycis, 1017 nucleotides. RefSeq names its product checkpoint protein HUS1 family protein. Bases 1 to 1017 code for a protein of 338 amino acids. The transcript is spliced from 6 exons. Gene Ontology annotation, biological process: nucleotide-excision repair; mitotic intra-S DNA damage checkpoint signaling; telomere maintenance. Gene Ontology annotation, cellular component: checkpoint clamp complex; nucleolus; site of double-strand break. The record is from RefSeq and is a predicted model, not a curated record. NCBI's taxonomy places the organism in Eukaryota, Fungi, Ascomycota, Eurotiomycetes, Eurotiales, Aspergillaceae.